AGUAAUUCGAACAAUACAAUCCACAAUAAAAACAAUCACAGUCUAUAAUAACUCUCUUUAUAGUAAAACACUUGUCCUUUUAGUUAUAGAUAAUUUAAGUUCGUCUCUCGUGGUUUAUUGAAUGAGUUUUAUUAUAGUAAUAUGUUCAUUUUGAGGUAAAGCCUUCUCUCAUCGAAAGGUUUGUUUAUUUGAUAUCUUUAUUCAUUUUUAUAUCUCUUAUGUUUUUGUGAAAUAUCAAUCAUCACAUCAAGGGGAAGGACGAACUAAGGACGAAGAGGAGGAAGACCAGAGGACUGAGAGCAAACCGAGAGAACCAGAGGACGAGCGGAGAGAACGAAAAGAACAGAGAAAACCCACGAACAGAACACAACAGGGGAACGAAACACACAGAGCACACCAGGAGGAACGAACUGGGGAAAUAAAAAGCAGGGGAAAAACAAGCAAACGCAGAGAGGGCGAACGAACGAAAAAAACCCGGGAAAAACAGAGACGACCGGACAUAGAGGAGAAACAGAUAAUACACAGAGAACACUGGACCAAAGACCACAAACAAAAACACGGACGCAAGAACAGAGAUAAUACAGAGAAGACGAGCAAAAACAGAAGGCCACAGGAGAACGAAACACACGCAGAACAGGGGACGGACAGGAAGAAACCGAUCAGAGAAAAGCAAGAACAGAGGUGAAAGCAGAGGAAGAAAGUAACUAGUCGACCAGUCCUCCAUCACGUCUUCAUCUCCAGAACUACCAGCAAAGUUAAGUCACUCAAGAAGAGAUGGAGCACUCAACCGACAUUAUACAAUCUCCCAGCACGCUGCAGCUCUCUAUGCAAUUACAAAUAGAUAUGCCGAGACCAGUAAAUGAGGAGCUUGAACGAUGGGAGGCAGUUAAAUUCCCAGUUCCGAAAGACUAUGGUUUUUCUGAGCCAAACAAAAUACUGCAGAAGGACGUUUAUACCUAUGCAAAGGAAGACAACUUCAAUGCCUUGUUUGGUCUCUUGUCCGAUAAACUGGAACAUGUUUCAUCAGAGGAAGUGCUCAAUAUCAUUUUCAAACAUGUUGCUGCCUCUGGAAAUUCACUGCUUCAUGUGGCAGCAAGCCAUGGAAGCGAAGGUGUGACACAGCUACUGUGUCAUCACUUCCCCCUCCUAAUCACCAGGAAAAAUUUCCUGGGUGAUAAUGCGCUUCAUCUGGCUGCCAGGGCUGGACGGUUUGACACAAUUCAAAAUCUCGUCAAGCAUGUGAAAAUUGAUCCUCAUAAAACACUUGAACUUGCUAGCUUGCUGAGGAUGAAGAAUAAUAAAGGAAACACCCCUUUGCAUGAUGCAGUCAUCAAGGGUUGCCGAGAGGUGGCCUGUUUCCUCGUUAAUGAAGACCUAGAAGUUUCCUACCACAAGAACAAGGAAGACAAGUCUCCCUUGUACUUGGCAGUAGAGAGAUGCGACGAGAAGAUGAUUGUUUCUCUUAUAGAAGCUAUGCCGGAUGGAAAUUUAGAAAAACUAGCGGACGGCAAGCCGGAUACAAUGCUUCCCGAGGACAAAAAAGGGGGAAGUCUCCUUCAUCUUGCAGCAUCCAUGGGCUUCCUUUUUGGAGCAAGACUCCUGGUUAGUCGAUGUCCUGUUGCCGCAUCACAAAGAAACGAAGAAGGCAACUUACCUAUCCAUGUUGCAUGCCAGAAGGGCCAUCUUGAAGUAGUACGCGAACUACUUACUUAUUGGUUCGAUCCAAUGGAUUUUCUCAACGAAAAAGGACAGAAUAUUCUUCAUGUUGCAGCGGAGAGUGGACAGAUGAAAUUAGUGGAAGAAAUACUGGGAAAUCGAGAUCUGGAAGCACUUAUAAAUGAGAAGGAUUACGAUGGAAAUACACCUUUGCACUUGGCUGCAAUGUAUGGCCGUUCUGAGAUAGUGCAGGCACUAGUGAGAGACAAGCGGGUGGAUACAAGGAUUGUUAAUAAUGAAAAGUUGAAACCAUCUGGUGUUGUUGUGAAAUUAUUGCAAGGCGGACGCUUUGAAGCUCCAAAGUCAGAUGGAAUGAACAAGCUAAUCGAUACCAAGCAUGAGGAUGAUGCUGCGAGAGGUGUAUGGAACAAUUCGCAGGAAGCAGAAGUUCGCAAAAUGCGUGAGGUAUUAACAGUUUUGGUGGAGGCAGAUGAUAAGACUGAGUUUGACAUCAAGCUUCUCUUUGAUUUACUAAGAACGACGUUAACGACGGAGGAACUGAACAGAGGGGUAGGGAAUCUUCUCGUGGUGGCAGUACUGGUAGCUGGAGUAACCUUCGCUGGUGCUAUCACUGUGCCUGGAUCAGGUUCUGAUUUUAACAGUGGUAGUUCAAAAAAUCUGAUGAGAGCUUAUAUUUUUUUUGACAUGCUAGCUAUGAAUUUCUCCCUCAUCGCCGCUAUAAUCCUUGGUCGGAUAUCAUUAGGUCGUGCCAGUUAUGUAACAUCUUGCAUGGAGAUGGCGACAUUUCUUAAUUUUUACUCCCUUCUCUGCAUGGGUAUAGCAUAUACAUUCAUCCUGGCAAUCACGGUGCAAGAACGUAAUGGAUUUUUCACAACCAUCAUCACAUUCCAAGCCUGUCUUUUUUUUACCCAAUUAGUUUGUUCCUAUAGAUUGAUGGUUUCAACUGCAAAUUCAAUAUUGUCUUUUGUGCAAGCAAAUCUCUUUAAAUUGAUGGCUGGAAUGAAAAGGAGGUCGGAUGUACGGACUUCUCUUAUGGGUACAAAAUAGGAUCAAAAGAUUUAUUGUUUUUUUAAUAUAUUUUUUUAGAAAAUCGAAAGACAAAUUUGUAUUCUGUGUAAUUGUUUGGCGAUAACAUGUGCUGCCAUAUAUAUUAAUUGUGAUAAGGAUAAUAAGAGCCAUCCAGUUCAAACUGGAGAGCUUGCAACCGGGAGGGCAUUUUAUCUUGUAUUUAAAUCUCAUGUAAUUUGUAACAAAUAGAUAUUAAGCUCUUUCUCUUCUCUCUUGUAAUGACUUUGGUUAUUUAUAAAGCAGAACAUACAUGUC
Messenger RNA from Populus trichocarpa (black cottonwood), 3000 nucleotides. RefSeq names its product protein ACCELERATED CELL DEATH 6. Gene Ontology annotation, molecular function: protein phosphatase 1 binding; protein phosphatase regulator activity. Lineage: Eukaryota; Viridiplantae; Streptophyta; Magnoliopsida; Malpighiales; Salicaceae. The record is from RefSeq and is a predicted model, not a curated record. The transcript is spliced from 6 exons. Bases 775 to 2724 code for a protein of 649 amino acids. Gene Ontology annotation, cellular component: plasma membrane.